GACUUCGUCACUAUCUUGGCUCUUCCUGGUCUAGUCGGUCUAGUGUAGCCUACGUUGGCGGCGUUGAAGUUCAGACAACAUUUUGUAUUAAUGAAUAAUACAUAAAUAUAUGUAACUAAUAUAUAACUAAUUGGUGUAAGCUAUGGCUUCAACGAUAAGACAACUUCUGCUAGACAGUCUGGAGGAUCUGAAUAAGAGAGACCAGAGGAAGUUUUGCGCCAGACUGUUGGACCGUGAGCGGGAGGGAGAGCCUCGGGUCAGGCGCAGCGCACUGGAGGACAAGGACGAAAUCGGUAUCGCUGAUGUUCUCGUCUCAACCUUCACUGAGGCUAAAGCCGGGAGGGUAGCAGUGGAAACGCUGCGGGCCAUAGAGUGUAACCAAAUCGCAGUGGGACUUGAGGCCGAACUGGAGAGUAAGUUGACUAAUGGAGAUGAUAGGAAGGAUAUUAGGAUUAAGACGAGAUCGCUGUUAGACCAGAGUGCGCCUACACGCUCUCGAUUUGGGUUUUAUCACGGAAUCGAUCCGGAGGUUCCCAUCCUGGAUAAACUGCUGGAGCAUAGCAUCAUGAGUAAGGAGGACUAUGACUCCAUCAUGGCCAAACACGACCCGCAGGACCUGACCCAACAUCUGAGGUCCAGCGGAACCUAAUCUUCCUCAGCGUGCUGGAGGAAAUAUAAACUUUUCUUAUCGAGGACCUGAGGAGAUCUUGAGCCAUGGUGUGUUACAUAAGUAGCCUAAUUACAACAAUAAUGGAGGGUGCUGAUUAUUUUGUGCUGGGUAUUUUUUUUACUCAAUCUGAACUAAAUGUUUCGUUUUUAAAAUGUUGCUAUAAAUAAAUAAAUACUAUGCCUAUAAUGUUUAUCUAUCCAUUUUUAUGAAUUAGGAAUCAUGCUGUUUUUAAACGUAACGGAAGAUGUAGAACCAGAAUUACAUUUUUUUUUUUUACAUUGUUGUUUGGGGUAUUUUUUUACUCAAUCUGAACUAAAUGCUUUGUUUAUAAAAUGUUGUUAUAAAUAAAUAGCCUACUAUGCCUAUA
This is a messenger RNA of Gadus morhua (Atlantic cod), 1037 nucleotides long. RefSeq names its product apoptosis-associated speck-like protein containing a CARD. The transcript is spliced from 2 exons. Lineage: Eukaryota; Metazoa; Chordata; Actinopteri; Gadiformes; Gadidae. Bases 143 to 649 code for a protein of 168 amino acids. The record is from RefSeq and is a predicted model, not a curated record.